Carlito syrichta (Philippine tarsier) is the source of this 440-nucleotide messenger RNA. Its product is annotated as transient receptor potential cation channel subfamily V member 4-like. Gene Ontology annotation, biological process: osmosensory signaling pathway; calcium ion import across plasma membrane; actin filament organization. The annotation marks the transcript as partial. The transcript is spliced from 2 exons. NCBI's taxonomy places the organism in Eukaryota, Metazoa, Chordata, Mammalia, Primates, Tarsiidae. The record is from RefSeq and is a predicted model, not a curated record. Gene Ontology annotation, molecular function: protein binding; calcium channel activity. Gene Ontology annotation, cellular component: cilium; membrane.
GCCAGACCGCCCUGCACAUUGCCAUCGAGCGCCGCUGCAAGCACUACGUGGAUCUCCUGGUGGCCCAGGGAGCCGAUGUCCACGCCCAGGCCCGGGGGCGCUUCUUCCAGCCCAAGGAUGAGGGCGGCUACUUCUAUUUUGGGGAGCUGCCUCUGUCACUGGCUGCCUGCACCAACCAGCCCCACAUCGUCAACUACCUGACCGAGAACCCCCACAAGAAGGCAGACAUGCGGCGCCAGGACUCUCGCGGCAACACGGUGCUGCACGCCCUGGUGGCCAUCGCCGACAACACCCGUGAGAACACCAAGUUUGUCACCAAGAUGUAUGACCUCCUGCUGCUCAAGUGCGCCCGCCUCUUUCCCGACAGCAACCUGGAGGCCGUGCUCAACAACGACGGCCUCUCGCCCCUCAUGAUGGCCGCCAAGACGGGAAAGAUCGGG